Durio zibethinus is the source of this 1852-nucleotide messenger RNA. Lineage: Eukaryota; Viridiplantae; Streptophyta; Magnoliopsida; Malvales; Malvaceae. The record is from RefSeq and is a predicted model, not a curated record.
AUGGCUUUCAAGAAUCAGAAAAAUCAUUGGGCAUUUCUGGAAGAAAUUGAAGCACCAAUGUGGGUGGAUCUUACUCUAGAAACUAAGCUCAAAAGCCAAGACAUUGAUGACAAAUGGUUCCAAACAAGUCAUUUGUUCCACCAAUGCUCUUCUAGCGAGUUAAAAUCUGCAUUUUCUUGUGCUGGUGAGGAUGGGGUGACCUUAGAGUUGGACUUGAUAGAAGAAUCAUCACCAACACUCACACAGUCAGUUUCAAGAUCAAGAGGCAAGGACUACGAGAGCCAGAAAUGGAAGGGGAACUAUCAUGAUGUUUCAUUGAAUAAGAUACAGCCAAUGAAGGUUUUGAAUGGGAAGCCUUCAGGGUUGGAUUCAGGGUCUGGUGAGGGCACAAAACCUAAAAUAAGCUUUAUAAGUUUGAAAGGGACUUCCUGCAUAAAAACAAGUUUGGUUUCUGAAAAAACUGAGAAUGUCGAAGGAAAAAAUGUCAAACCUGCUUCUAUCUGUGAAGGUCCAGAAAGGAGUUCAAGUCAUGUGGCAGAUAAAUCAGGUGAAACCAAUAGUAGAAGCACAGUUACGUCCGAAAGCAUUCAACAACAGCAGCAGCAGAAGUUUUUUGAGGUAUCAAGUCGAGGCUUUGGUCAAACAAGUGAGCUUUUAACAUCGGUGAGGGUUAGUCUUAGGAAAAGUUGUAUUACAAGACCAGCAUCAAGGGUGGAGAUUAAUGCUGAUAGAAGGGAAUCAAGAGACCAUAAAUCUUCCUCCGGCAAAUCUAGCGUGGGAUCAUCUUCAUAUUCUGGUUAUGAUGUUAAGAGGUCAACUACUGCAUGGAUAAAGAGGAAAGAACAAACCCCAGAUAGCAGAAAUGUAGCACGGAUGACAGAAGCUGCAAAGAAUAAAGUGAAACCUUCUAAUACGUGCAAUACAUCAAAUGUUAGAGGUAAGGAAGGGAAUCAUAAUCCUAUAACAGGAGGAUUAGUUACUGUUGUGAAGAAAACUUGGCAGGAAGCCACAAAAUCAAAGACAUUUGGAGUUUUGAACAUAUACUUAAUGCGGAAGACCAUUUUCAUGUUAAUUGAGGAACUGAUAACCCAAAAUUGGUGUAAUUUUUUGCAGGCUAAUUCUCAGAAUCAUCGUUCCAAACUUUCACUGCCACAUAAAGUUAAUGAACAGAAGUCACUUGCUGGUGCUACAAAAGCUAGAGAGAAAGUGGGAGUUGGCAGAAUCAACAAAGUGACAGGUGCUGGGAAAGAGAAUAAUACCAGAGAAAUUUUGUUGAGCAAGAAAUGCAGUGGAAAAGGCAGUGCUGAUGGAGGCAUGGUUGUGGGUAGAAAAGGGACAAGUCAGAGUGCAUCCCAGAAGGGUGGCAGAACAGGACCGGUUGUUCCCAAGGGAAGAGUUGGUAAUCAAAGGGAAGGGAAGAAUUUCACCAAUUCUACUCAGAAGGUCUACUUUCGAUGAGCAAGCAGAGCAGAUAAGGCCUGUAUAUAAUGUAAUUUCUUACUUCUUGUAACCAUUGGAUGGGAGCAUGCCCACAUUUAGGUGGUAAAUUUUGGUUCUCAUGGCUUAUGUCAAUGUAAAUUUUGACUGGCCAUAGUUCUCUUGUAUACAGCUCCUAAGAAAUCACGGUGCCUUUUGAAAUCUCUCUUUCACCCUCGGCUUUUCACUUUUCAAGAAAAUUGGUAAUUCUUCAUCCACUUAUUAACGAAUCUGAACUGGAUAUAAUGGCGAAGACCAAAUGACAACAUUUUGCAAGCUUGUCCGAAUCCACAGUUUAUCAGUUUGAUCAUGUGCAGAACACACAGCAAAAAGAGCGAAAAGAACAUUCACUAGCCCCAGGUUGAGACUUAUUAAA